Molecule: messenger RNA, 7856 nt
Organism: Seriola aureovittata
Lineage: Eukaryota; Metazoa; Chordata; Actinopteri; Carangiformes; Carangidae
Gene: lrp5
Product: low density lipoprotein receptor-related protein 5
Exons: 29
Coding region: 221-5164 (1647 amino acids)
Molecular function (GO): protein binding
Source: RefSeq, a predicted model, not a curated record
AGUAGCGCGAGCGCCUUAACUGGGAAAAAAGUGUAGUCGACAGAGAAGGACACGGAGAAGCACACACACACACACACACACACACAUACACACACAUACACACACGCAUGCAGCCACACAUCUAGUCGUACAGCGGGACACAGGCCCUUAUGUGGACACGAGAAGUGGACCUCGGUACAACUUAAUUAAGGAGUAAAUAGCCGAACAUGGAGCGGGAGUUAUGGGUUUAAAGCGCAGAAGACUUGAAAUGGGCGGUCUGCUGGCGGUGUUGCUGCUGAGGAGUUGCCUGCUGUCGGUGGUUCACGGCUCGCCUCUCCUCCUCUUUGCCAACCGGCGUGACGUACGAUUGGUAGAUGCGGAGGGUGUGCGGGGUGAGUCGGCCAUUGUUGUUAGUGACCUCGAGGAUGCAGCAGCGGUGGACUUCCUGUACGCAGAGGGCCUUAUAUUUUGGACAGAUGUCAGUGAGGAGGCCAUCAAACAGACCCACUGGAAUCAGUCAUCCAACUCCCUUAAAGAGGCACUGGGAACCGGCCAGACUGUGGUAGUAUCAGGACUGGACAGUCCUGAUGGACUGGCCUGUGACUGGCUGGGUAGGAAGCUAUACUGGACAGACUCAGAGACCAAUCGGAUUGAAGUGGCCAACCUAGAUGGCACAUCUAGGAAGGUCCUGUUUUGGAUGGACUUGGACCAGCCCAGGGCUGUUGCUCUCAACCCUGCUCAACGGUACAUGUACUGGACGGACUGGGGGGAGGAGCCCAGGAUAGAGCGUGCUGGCAUGGAUGGCAGCAACAGGAAGGUGAUAGUGAAUGCAGACAUUUACUGGCCCAAUGGUCUGACCAUAGACCUGGUGGAACAGAAGCUGUACUGGGCAGAUGCUAAACUCAGCUUCAUUCACAAAGCUAACCUGGAUGGAUCAGCACGUGAAACAGUGGUGGAGGGCACCCUCACCCAUCCCUUCGCCCUGACGCUGUCUGAGGAGACCUUGUACUGGACUGACUGGCAGACCCGCUCCAUCCACGCCUGCAACAAACACAGUGGAGACAAAGCCAGAGAAAUCCUCAGCGGGAUUUACUCUCCCAUGGAUAUCCAGGUCCUGGAGCCCUACCGACAGCCUUACAUCCAGACUCCCUGUAGUGACAAUAAUGGAGGCUGCAGUCAUCUCUGCCUCCUCUCUCCAGUCCAGCCUUUCUACAGCUGUGCCUGCCCCACUGGUGUCCAGCUCAAACCAGAUGGAAAGACAUGCAAGCCAGGAGCGGAGCAGGUUCUGUUGCUGGCCCGACGGACUGAUCUGCGCAGAAUCUCCCUGGACCUGCCAGACUUCACCGACAUCGUCCUGCAGGUCGAUGACAUUCGCCAUGCCAUUGCCAUAGACUAUGACCCGGUCGAGGGUUAUGUCUAUUGGACGGAUGAUGAGGUUCGGGCCAUCCGGCGCUCCCACAUCGAUGGCAGCAAUGCCAUGAUACUGGUUACCACGGAGAUCAACCACCCUGACGGCAUUGCUGUGGACUGGGUGGCCAGAAACCUGUACUGGACUGACACUGGCACUGACCGGAUUGAGGUCACCAGGCUGAACGGAACCUCUCGGAAGAUUCUGAUUUCUGAGAACCUGGAUGAACCCAGAGCCAUUGUCCUCGACCCUGUUAACGGCUACAUGUACUGGACUGACUGGGGUGAGCAUCCUAAGAUUGAGCGGGCCAACCUGGAUGGAACGGACCGGGUGGUGCUACUCAACAGCUCUCUGGGCUGGCCCAACGGACUGGCAAUAGAUUAUGCAGCAGGAAAACUCUACUGGGGAGACGCUAAGACGGACAAGAUAGAGGUGAUCAACGUGGACGGCAGUAACAGACAGACUCUGCUGGAGGACAAGCUGCCUCAUAUUUUCGGCUUCACUUUGCUGGGUGAUUACAUCUACUGGACUGACUGGCAAAGACGCAGCAUCGAGAGGGUCCACAAAGCCACGGCUGUACGGGAGAUCAUCAUUGACCAGCUGCCAGAUUUAAUGGGGCUGAAGGCCACAAAAGUGACAGAGACGAACGGUACCAACGGCUGUGCGCUGGAGAACGGCGGAUGCAGCCAUCUGUGUUUCUGGCGCCGGCAGGCUGUCAGCUGUGCCUGUCCCAUGGGGAUGGAGCUGCUCUCAGACCUGCAGACCUGCGUGGUGCCAGAGGCCUUCCUGCUCUUCACCAACAGGGACAACAUCAGGAGCAUCUCUCUGGGCACCAACAGCAACGACGUGGCCAUCCCUCUGACAGGAGUGAAAGAGGCUUCAGCUCUGGACUUUGAUGUCUCUGAGAGGAGAAUCUAUUGGACAGAUAUCCAGGCCAAGACAAUCAGCAGAGCGUAUAUGAACGGCAGCUCAGUUGAACAUGUCAUAGAGUUCGGACUGGACUACCCAGAAGGUAUGGCGGUCGACUGGAUGGGUCGUAACAUCUAUUGGGCCGAUACAGGUACUAACCGCAUUGAGGUGGCCCGGCUGGAUGGCCAGUACCGGCAGGUCCUGGUCUGCAAGGAUCUCGACAACCCACGCUCGCUGGACAACCCACGCUCGCUAGCACUGGAUCCAGCUAAUGGCUACAUGUACUGGACAGAGUGGGGGGGUCGUCCUCGUAUAGCCAGAGCUUACAUGGAUGGCAGCACCAUCAUGACCCUGGUGGACAAAGUGGGCCGGGCCAACGGACUGACCAUUGACUACGUAGACCAUCGCCUCUACUGGACUGACCUGGACACAUGCAUGAUCGAAAGCACCAACAUGCAAGGCCUUCAGAGGGAGCUCAUCGUGGACGACCUCCCUCACCCCUUCGGUCUGACUCAGUACAGAGACUUUAUCUACUGGACAGACUUUAACCUGCGCAGCAUUGAGCGAGCAGACAAACGCAGUGGACUCAACCGCACAGUGGUGCUGCAGGGCCAGCUGGAGCUGAUGCUGGACAUCUUGGUGUUCCACUCCUCCCGUCAGGACGGUACAAAUGAAUGCUCCCACAAUAAUGGCAACUGCGCCCACCUCUGCCUGGCCACGCCUGCCGGAGCCCAGUGCCGCUGCGCCUCUCACUACACCUUGAACCCUGAUGGACGAAACUGUAGCUCUCCCUCCAGCUUCCUGCUCUUCAGUCAAAAGGCCAGUAUCAGCAGGAUGGUUUUGGGGGAGCAGAGUCCUGACAUCAUCCUGCCCAUCCACGUCCUGAGGAACGUCCGAGCUGUCAGCUACGACCCCCUGGACCGGCUGGUCUACUGGCUGGACGGACGUCAGAACAUACGCAGGGCCAGAGACGACGGAGCCAUGUCCAUGAUAGUGAGCAGUACUGUUCAGCCAGUGGACAACCAGCUUCAUGACCUGAGCCUGGACCCCUACAGCCGCCACAUUUACUGGACCUGUGAGACCACCAACACCAUCAACGUCCAAAGGAUGGACGGACACACCGUGGGCGUGGUCCUGAAGGACGACACUGAUAAGCCCAGAGCCAUCGUGGUCAACGCUGAGAAAGGGUACAUGUAUUUCACCACGGUGCAGGAGCGCUCAGCCAAGAUCGAAGGAGCCAGUCUGGACGGGACAGAGAGAGAGUCUCUGUUCACCACAGGUCUGAUCAGACCAGUUGCUCUGGCUCUGGACAAUAAACUGGGAAAACUGUUCUGGGUUGAUGCCGACCUCAAACGCAUCGAGAGCAGUGACCUGACAGGCGCCAAUCGCAUUGUCCUCCAGGAUUCCAACAUCCUCCAGCCAAUGGGGCUGACAGUCCUGGGAGAUCACCUGUACUGGAUCGACCGGCAGCAGCAGAUGAUAGAGAGGGUGGACAAACUGACCGGAGACGGACGCACACGCAUUCAGGGUCGGAUAUCAUACCUGACCUCCAUCCAUGCUGUGGAGGAGAUGGACCCACAGGAGUUCGCAUCCCACCCUUGUUCCCGUGACAACGGCGGCUGUUCCCAUAUCUGCAUUGCUAAGGGUGACGGUACACCUCGCUGCUCCUGUCCCAUGCACCUGGUGUUACUGCAGGACCUGCUGCGCUGUGGAGAGCCUCCCACCUGCUCCACAGAGCAGUUCACCUGCUCCACGGGGGAGAUCGACUGUAUUCCGAUGGCGUGGCGCUGUGACGGCUUCUCUGAGUGUGAAGACGGCAGCGACGAGGAGAACUGCCCCGUGUGCUCGGCCUUCCAGUUCCAGUGUGAUAAAGGAGGCUGCAUUGAUGCUCAAAGGCGCUGCAAUGGUGAACCCGACUGUGCUGAUAAUUCUGACGAGCAGGACUGUGAGACGAUCUGUCCUCCGAACCAGUUCCGCUGUGGUGACAACCAGUGCAUCACUAAGAAACAACAGUGUGACAACUACUCUGACUGUCCUGACGGAUCAGACGAGCUCGCCUGUGAGUAUGUGUCUCCUCCUUCCAGUGGGAUCCCCAACACUGGGCCCAACACCAUCGGUCCAGUCAUCGCCAUCAUCCUGCUGGUCUUUGUGAUUGGAGGAGCCUAUUUUGUCUGCCAGCGCGUAGUGUGUCGACGCUACAAGGGCCCUAGUGGGACUUUUCCUCAUGAGUACAUCAGCGGUACGCCACAUGUGCCCCUCAACUUCAUCGCCCCCAGCAGCUCCCAGCACGGCACCUUCCAAGGUAUUUCCUGUGGGAAGUCCAUCAUGAGUUCAGUCAGCCUGAUGGGCAGCAGCAGCAGUGGAGCUCCUCUGUACGACAGGAACCAUGUGACCGGAGCCUCAUCCAGCAGCUCCUCAUCUACCAAGGGAGCAUUCUACCCUCAGAUCCUGAACCCUCCUCCGUCCCCAGCCACUGACCGCUCUCUCUACAACACAGAGAUCUUCUACUCCUCCAACAGUCCAUCCACCACCAGAUCCUACAGACCCUACCACCCUGUCCGUGGUGCUGCCCCACCCACCACACCCUGCAGCACCGACGUCUGCGACAGCGACUACACCCCCCACCACCUGCCGGCCGGGCUGGCGUCGUCAGCGGGCCGCUGGAAGGCCACGGGCCACGGUAGCCACGGCAAACACAACAAGUAUUAUAUGGACCUGAACUCAGACUCGGACCCCUACCCUCCACCCCCGACUCCCCGCUCCCAGUACCUGUCAGCUGAGGAGAGCUGCCCCCCGUCCCCUUCCACAGAGCGUUCCUACUUCCACCUGUGCCCCCCUCCUCCCUCGCCCUGCACCGACUCCUCGUGACCCUCCAACAGCCAGAGAGCCCUGUGAGGAAGGAAUGGACAAAGUGUGCUUGCCUCACCCAGAACUGGCCUGGUCUGGCCCACUUUACUAGGGAAAGAACUCAUGUGCCAACUUCCAGCCCUGACCGGCUCACACAUGCUGCUUUAUAUCAGCUGGUUAGACUCAAGUGCCUUGUUCAAGGUCCCACUUUGGUCAUUUCAUCAUUCCAGUCACCCUGGAGCUUUCAGGGCGGCCAUCACCUGAUCAGUCGUAUUUCUGUCGUCCACCUAUCCUGCUCCAACAUUCACUCACUGCGGCAGGUUGAAGGUUUCAUGCCCUUCCUGUCUCUGUGCAGGACACAAGGAGGAGAUGAUGAGUGAGUACAGCCAGCAGCUCCCUCUUUACUUUUCAUUCCUCUGCUGGGCCACUUCCGUCUGUCCAAGUAUGAGCCUAAACACACUGACUGAGAGUCACCAGUGUGCACUGGUGUGAGUCCAGUGCCUCAAGUUAUUCAUUAAAACUGAAGCCAAGGCAUGGAAGGCAUGCCGCCUCCCCCCACUCUUAGCUUCCUGCCAUUUGUCUCCUCCUUCCUCACAGCGUCCUUGUUGGCAGACCAGUGGCAGGACUGUAUAUAGUGUUAAAAUAAUAUGAACAAAAAUAGAUCAGAGAGCAAUUAUUUUACUAUUUUAUUCACGCUGGCUGAUCCACCGCUCCACAGAAGACAGAGGACAGGUAGACGAGUGGAUGUGUGCGUGAUGGAUGGAUGACUGGACAGCUGUGUACAUGUGAAUGUUCCACAUUAGUGUAGGAGGUUAGAUAAACUCAUAGAUGAUUACUGGAUGAAUGUGUAGAGUGAUGAAUGGAUGAGUGGAUGGAUGGAACAGGGCCAAGAGAACGUGUGAAAUCUUUUGUACAUUAUUUUGAAAUUGUGUCCCUCACAUUUCAGAUCGGGAAUUCUUUGUAGUUGAACCUGGGGCCUUUUUAAACGGUAGAAACGUGACAACAACAUACCAAAUGAAUAUCAUGAUGUAAAGCUAUUGUACAUAUGUGUAAUGAAGUCAGUGACUGAGUGGAUGCUUUUCAUUGUGAACCUGAACUUUUUCUUUACUCUAAUCGUCCCGUUUACCAAAAGUGUGUUUGCUGCUAUUGUGUACAUACUAUAUCAGUAACUAUGACAUAUAAUUUCACAGAAAGCCCAAAAUUACCACUCUCAUACUGACAGUAGAUCAUGAAGCUAUUUUACAGUUAAUAACAAAUUAUUCUUAUAGCGACUUCUGUUAUUUGUAUUUGUGUUUGUGUGUAGAUCAUUAUGUUUGUUUCUAUGUCGGUCAACAUGUUUGGUUUGAAGGAGUCUUUGGAAAAAGAAAAGUGAGAGGUAAACAGAGCUGAGACAGAAAUCCACUGAAAACAGAAAAACAUCCUGCAGAAACCGUUCCACUGCAAAACCGAGUCAGAGGUCUGAUUCACCAGGAACACUUUUCUCCUGACCUGUGAUCAACUGCUGGACAGAUUUCUAUUAUAUUUUCUGGAUAGUCCCGGUCCACAGAGGUUGAACCCUAAUGAUUUUUCUGAUCCACUCGCCUUUGCUCUUCAGAGACUCAUGUCUCAUAAUCAAUUUGAUGACCAAGAGGCAACAUCAUGCUCCUGAGGAGAUGAACAUGUUUGAUUUUAAAGAGUCACUGAACGCCUUGUUUUAGUUUGGACAAGUACUUUUAUGUUAGUUAAUCUUCACAGUUUCACCUCUUGGGACAAACUUUACAUUUUUAGGCUUUAAGCAGAUCAGAAUCACCAGCAUGUUGCUCCUUCUGUCCAAACCUUCUACUGGACACUCGCCUCUGGGGGUGCUGUUGACGCUUUAGGUCUUUAUACCAGUACAUGUAGUGGUGCAGUUAUUUUCCCACCUCCAAGGCCUGCACAGAUCAAAGCCUCUCAAUGAUUCUCAUCAUGUACUGUCAUGGUCAGGACAGAGGUUUGGACAUCCAGUCCAGCACUUAGUGAUCCUCAACACAGGACCUAGCAACUAAAAGUGUGAAGACAUUUUAUGCACUUACAGAAAGAAAAGAACAUAAUAUUAAUAUUUCCUAGGAAAUAAUUGAGUGUUUUUCAAGCAGAAGGAGAAUGUUUUGGCUUCUCUGGGCUGUUUAUACCGGAUAAAUCAACCUAAGGUCAUUCUCACAGAAGUUGGAAAAGAGUUUUAGGAUCAGAGAGAGUUCUUGAACAGACUGUAUCAUGUUCUUGCACAGGGUUUGGACAAAGGAGAACACAGCAAGCUUCCUUUAAGCUGGCCCUUCUGCCAUGUUUUUAUUAGAAAUAGUGUGUGUGCUCACAGGAACAUCUACUAUCAUUUUAACAGCACAGUGCCAGCAGACACCUGUGAGCGGAGUGUGUAGUUUCCUGAUAGAAAAAGAUACCAGCACUUUUGGAGGUGGGAAACUCGCUGUCGUCUGAUGAAUCCAUCUCCUGUCAGGUGACAUUACAGCUGAUGUGUGGUGACUGGCUGCAGAUGGAUUUCCAGAUAACAGAGCUGACGUUGCAUCUGUGUGUGUCAGCUCAUUUUUUUGAAGGGCUGUAGGCCCCGCCCCUAAACCACUGUGUCAGUAAAACUCCUUAAAACCCUGUACUUGUUGUCUCAGCUAAAAAUGCUUUGUGUAAUUUACACUUGUGACAAAUUUUGUAUCAAAAGCAUUUUUAUAUAAUAAAGGUUCUAUUUUAA